Lasiosphaeria miniovina is the source of this 3705-nucleotide messenger RNA. RefSeq lists its product as uncharacterized. Gene Ontology annotation, cellular component: nucleus. The transcript has a single exon. Bases 1 to 3705 code for a protein of 1234 amino acids. The record is from RefSeq and is a predicted model, not a curated record. Gene Ontology annotation, biological process: nucleotide-excision repair. Gene Ontology annotation, molecular function: DNA endonuclease activity; single-stranded DNA binding. NCBI's taxonomy places the organism in Eukaryota, Fungi, Ascomycota, Sordariomycetes, Sordariales, Lasiosphaeriaceae.
AUGGGUGUCAACGGCCUCUGGACCGUGGUGCAGCCGUGCGCGCGCCCAACAAACCUCGCCACCCUCAACCGCAAGCGCCUUGCUGUCGAUGCCUCCAUCUGGAUAUACCAGUUCCUCAAAGCCGUCCGCGACAAGGAGGGAAACGCCCUCCGAAACAGCCAUGUCGUCGGCUUCUUCCGUCGCAUCUGCAAGCUGCUGUGGUUCGGCAUCCGGCCUGUCUUCGUCUUUGACGGCGGUGCUCCCGCCCUGAAACGUGCCACGCUGCAGGGCCGUCGCCGCAGACGCGAGGGCCGCCGCGAGGAUGCCGCACGCACCGCUGGGAAGCUGCUCGCCGUGCAGAUGCAGCGCCUGGCCGAGGAGGAGGACGAAAGGCGCAAGCGCCGCGUCGAGGCUGCCGGAACUGUCGGCGCGCGAGAGGACGACGACGAAGAGCAGGAGCAGCUGCCCGACAUGGACAACGUCGUAUACGCUGAAGAGCUCGGCAUGUCCAAGCAGGAGCGCCAGAAGACGCGGGGCUUCCGCAAGCAAGACGCCUAUCACCUCCCGGAGCUAGAAAACGGAAUCGAGGCCAUGGGUAAGCCCAACGACCCCCGCAUCAUGAGCGUGGAGGAGCUUGAAGAGUAUGCGAGGCAGUUCAACAACGGCGAGGACAUCAAUCUCUACGACUUCAGCAAAAUCGACUUUAGCGGCGAGUUCUUCAAGAGCUUGCCGCCGGCAGACCGGUACAACAUCUUGAAUGCUGCCCGGCUGCGGAGCCGCCUGAGAAUGGGUAUGAGCAAAGACCAGCUAGACAGCAUGUUUCCAGACCGCAUGGCCUUCUCCCGGUUCCAGAUCGAGAGAGUCAAGGAGAGAAACAACCUUACCCAGCGUCUAAUGGCCGAGAUGGGCAUGACGGGCCUGGAUCUGACUAUCAACGCACGUGUCGCGGGCGACAAAAAUCGCGAGUAUAUACUCGUCAAGAAUGAGGGCGCUGAAGGCGGCUGGGCCCUUGGCGUCGUCAGCAGGGACAAGGAUAGCGGUAAAAUACACAAGCCUAUAGACGUUGAUGCUUUGGACUUUCAGUACCAGGCGCAAAAUGACGACGACGAAGACGACGAGGACGAUGGUAUCGAGUUUGAGGACGUUCCAAUUGAGGGCGUGAACAGGCUGCCCAAGUUAAGACUGGUAGACUCUGCCGAUGAUGCCGACUACGGAGACGAUCUUUUUGUUACUAAUGAUGCCGAUCUGUUUGGCCACGACGAAGAUGCCAUCUUGGCUGACGAAGAUGAAGAUCUCAAUCGUGCCAUUGCCUUGUCCCUUCACAACCAGCAUGGUGUUGAGGCGCAGAAUGACGAAGUCCAAGACGAAGAGAAGGCUCCGGCGCCUGUGUGGACCCAGAGAGCGGCAGAGCCGGCGAAACCUAUCGUCAGCGCAAGCGGGCGCAUGGUUGCGCACAUUGUGAAUAACAGGGCCAACGCCACUGUCCCUCACCGACGAGACAGUGAGAGCAGCGAUAGCGAUGUCGAUCUUCAGUCAGCCUUGGCAGCCGCCAGAAAGAAGAAACAAGCACAAAAGCCGACGACGCAAACGCCGGCAGAGAAGGCCCCUAUCAAACCGAACGUGAAGAGUCCUUUUGACGGCCUGCUUCCCUUUGAGAGACUCAACUGGGGAAACAUGUUCUCUUCAAUGAGAAAGCCCGCGGUGGAAAAGGAGCCAAAGAGACUUAACGAGGUUGAAACUAGAGAACUGGAGGCCGAGUCGGACGACGGCGCAGGGGGUUUUGAGAAAAUAGUCCUGGAUAAAACCAAGGGCCGGGAGGUUCCCAAGCUGCGUGAAGAAGACGCUCCUCUUCCGUUGCCACCUUGGCUCGCAGACACGACCGAUAUCCGAGAGUCCCUGAGGAAACAACAGGAGCGUGACACCGAAAUGGAUGCAGAGGAUGAGGAGAUGGCUCAAGAAGAAGCCCUUCGCAUACGCCGACUUCAGGAUGAAUUGGUGGUGCAGAUUGAGUCUUCUGAUGAUAACAACAGCGACUUUGAGAUCCUCGACGCUCCUCCGCCCCUUUAUGCCCGACAAGCUCCUGCUAAGCAGUUCACCGCCAGAGAGCCUGGCGCUAGUCUUCCAUCCCUUGACGACGACGUCUUAACGGCACGCGGUAAAGCUAAAGCUACCGACACAGCAUCGGAAAAGUUUGCCCGUUCUACGUCUCCCGACGAAGAUCCUGACGUCGAGUUUGAGGAUGUUGUUGUCCCUGAGCCACAAAAUCCGCCUAUUUCGGGAUUGAAUGUGACUCAAGAGUCGGAAGAAGCCAGAAUCGAGCGGGAGUUGUUUGGAGAUGGCGCGGUUCUUGAUACCCAGCAAGGGGCAGCUGAUGGCCUCAUCACCACUGAUGAGGACCCAUUAUUCGACCCACUGGCGCCUGGCCCUGAGGAAUUUGACGAUUUCAGCGAUCCCGAGGAAGAGGAACUCCUCGCGCAGCUGGCAGAAGAGGCACAAGAACACGCGCGUUUUGCGAGCGAACUGAACAACAAAUCACAGCGUGAAAACCAAGAGGCGUACGAGGCAGAGCUCCGAGCUCUGCGGACCCAGCAGAAGAAAGACCGCCGGGAUGCCGAUGAGGUCACGCAGGUCAUGGUCACAGAAUGCCAGGCUCUGCUGCGCCUGUUUGGCAUCCCCUACAUCACAGCUCCCAUGGAGGCCGAAGCCCAGUGUGCCGAGCUCGUGCGCCUGGACCUGGUCGAUGGCAUUGUGACGGACGACUCGGAUACCUUUCUGUUUGGCGGCACCCGCGUCUACAAAAACAUGUUCAACGGCAACAAAUAUGUAGAGUGUUACCUGGCCAAGGAUCUAGAGGAAGAGCUGUCUCUCUCCCGCAAGCAGCUCAUUGCCAUUGCUCAGCUGCUCGGUUCCGACUACACCGAAGGGCUUCCGGGCGUCGGUCCCGUGACGGCAGUGGAGAUCCUGUCAGAGUUUCCCGGCAAGGAAGGACUCGAGGCGUUCAAGGAAUGGUGGAAAGACGUGCAGAGCCAUGGCCGCCCUAAGGAUGCGGAUGCCUCGUCGCCUUUCCGCCGAAAGUUCCGGAAGUCGCAGGCGACCAAGCUCUUCUUGCCUCUAGGGUUUCCCAGUCCCGCGGUGUUUGAUGCCUACCUCCAGCCCGAGGUCGACAGCACCCCGGAGCCGUUUCAGUGGGGUGUGCCCGAUGUAGAUGGCUUGCGCCAGUUCUUGACGUCGACGAUUGGCUGGAGUCAGGAGCACACCGACGAGGUACUGGUGCCGGUCAUCAGGGACAUGAACAAACGCGAGAGGGAGGGCACGCAGAGCAACAUCACGAGAUACUUUGAGGGAAGUGUCGGUGCGGGCGUCAAGGAGGCAUUUGCGCCUCGUCAGCGGGCCAAGGGAAGCAAGCGGAUGGCAGACGCGGUGGGCAAGUUGCGGGCCAAAUCAAGCACGACGGGCACCGGCAGCAUGUCUACCGAGCUUCCCGUCAUGUCUUUUUCUUCGGGGACCAAGAAGUCGAAGAAGCGCAAAACGCGCGAGCAGACUGCGGUUCUAGACGAGGGAGACGACAAUGACGGCGAUGACGACAAUGUUCAGGAACACGAAGUGGAUAAAGACGACGGCGACUCAGAACCGCAGUCCCGGACUGGCGCAAAAGGGAAGGCCAGGGGAAAUGGCAGGGGGCGGGGCAGGGGCAGAGGCAAGAGGACCAAGGCAUCUUCGUCAUAG